Molecule: messenger RNA, 623 nt
Organism: Paramecium tetraurelia
Lineage: Eukaryota; Ciliophora; Oligohymenophorea; Peniculida; Parameciidae
Exons: 2
Source: RefSeq, a predicted model, not a curated record
AUGGACUAGUAAGAUUUAAAUUCAUUAGGAUUACUUGGGAUUCUUGAUGUCCGUUUGAUCUAUUAGUUAUCAAAAUAUUUAUUGGUACGGGAAGUGUUAUAAUUGGGGUUAACAAAUUCAUUUUUUAAAGAAUAUCUCUUAAAUUUCAAGAAAAGGGAAAUACAUUUAGAGUAACUAGAGUAAGUGACGGAUGAUGGAAUUAAGUUAUACUUGGAAUUAGAUAUUUCAGAUAUAUACGAUAAAAUUACAGCUAUUAUGGCGACAGUGGAAACCAAAGAUCAAGGAUGGGCAAGUGCCUCUUACUCGACGUCGUGGGUAACCUUGACUCUUUUCAACAACCCAUAGGAUUAUCUAACACAUGGGGUUUAACCAUUCGAACACAUAAUACAUUCAAAUUACAGGGAGGCCAAAUACGCUUAAAGGAAGGCAACAAUUACGGAAAUUAUGACCAUUAAUGAUAAGAAUAAAUAGAAGUAAGAGACUCUCCUUGGAAUUGUUGCUAAGGGGGAAUUUCAAAAGUUGGGGAUAGUGCAGAAAUGUCAAUAUCCAGGGUGGUAAUGCUUUAUGAAAAGUGGGAAGAUUGAAGUUUGGUAUAGAGAUUGAUAGUAUAUUGAUUGGUUUUC